Molecule: messenger RNA, 2531 nt
Organism: Monomorium pharaonis (pharaoh ant)
Lineage: Eukaryota; Metazoa; Arthropoda; Insecta; Hymenoptera; Formicidae
Exons: 6
Coding region: 866-1918 (350 amino acids)
Molecular function (GO): oxidoreductase activity
Source: RefSeq, a predicted model, not a curated record
CUUUCAGUACGCCGAAAUAUGUCUCUUGGGACUCGUUUCGUAGGAGCCGACCUGUACGGACGUGUUCUAUUCAUUCUCGUGAGAAAGUCGCUUUCUGCGCAUAACUUUGUACCGGCAAUUCGAGUUAUCGAUUCCUACUAUUAAUAAAUUUAAGUGAAUAUCCAGUCGGCUCUAAAAAUAUUUAAGAAUACACACCACAGUUCGAAAUCUGGAGACGGUGGGCGAAGAUUUUACGUCUCGCCACCCAGUGGUGCGGGCUAAUACGAGACACGAAUUCGGCCAUUUUGUUGAAAGAUAAUACGCACUAUCGCUAAGAUUGUUCGUGAGCACGAGGAAAUUAUAAUCGGGGAAGCCCAUUACACUAGGAAACCAUAACUAAUAGGAGGCUCAUUAAAAUACUAGGAUGGCUCAAUAAGAACGGACUCCCCGACUGAAGGCGACCCGAAUUUACAGACGACUCCUGUAUGACCAUGUGGUACCAAGAAUUCGGGAUACCUAUUAUACCAGGAAGGCGUAAUAUAUAAUACCCAUUAAGGCUAUCAGCAAAGUCUAGACAGUAGAGGGUUAUCUCCGAGCGAAGAGGUUCGCAAGGAUUUCCCGAAACGCCUGGAGACUUGAUAAUAUCCAAGAGGAUCAAAGAAGACCUGUUAAGGGCACAGUUAACCCCCACAACUGUUGCUCAUAGAUUUUCUGAAAUCGUGGUACUUUGUCUCGUCGGAGACAGAAAUCCAUUGGGUUAAAGAAGAAGAAGAAGAAGAAAUAUGUCUCUUAUGUCCCAUGAAGCGGAUUACGCGGAAGCGGAACGAGUGGAUCACCAAUCAUGGGACUGUUUCAACGAAAUUUUUGAAAAGAUCAAACCAAUGAAAUGAUUCUUUUAGAGGAUUCAGACUUGUAUACAGUUAUCAGUUAUUUAAAGAUAAUAGGACAUUCUUAUAUAAAUAAAAUUUGGGUCCAAAUAUUAAUUAAACAAAAGUUUUUAUGGCUUCUGAAGAAAUAUUUUUGUCGUAAGGACUUUACCAUUCGUACAUUUAGAUCGUGGGACAAGUUUACACCCUGUAUGACACUUAAUAUGAGCAUAAUAUCCAUAUGGUCAGAAGAUAUUGUAGGCGCAAAAAAUUUAGCAACAUUUUUAGAUAGAAAUGUUAUAUUUAUAAACACACAUAUGGAUCUCUAUGGUAGCACUAUGCUUUUACCAUAUGUAAAAGUGUUUGGUAAAAUAAACGAAGGAUUUAAGUCUAGUUUCAACCAUUUAAUACAGCCAAGUAUAAACGAAGUAAACCUCUCGGAUAUUUCUUUUGGGGCUUCUACGGCUUCUAUCUACAGUUUAUUUUAUGCCGGCAAAUGGCACUUACCUAUAAAAGGCACAUAUUGGAAACAUAAUAAUUAUUUUUGGGCGAAUACAACAAUUGAUGAUGUUAAGAUGUGUUUUGAUUCAGCUAUAAAAGGAUUUCAAACUUGGAAAUCUUGGUCAGUUAAUAAUAGAAAAAACUUAUUAUAUGAAUUGAUAGCAACAAUUAAAUAUGACAGACAAUUAUCGGAAGAUGUACUAUCACGAUUGUGUUCUCCAUUUGGCAAAUUUUUAUUGCCCGAUAAAACCUCAUUACAUUAUUCUGAAAAUGAUAGAGUGGAAGUAAUCCAAGAUCGUAUUCCGAGAGGCAUUAUUAUUCUUAAAGAAAAAACUGAAGAAAUAUUAUUGCUUCGACUGAUACAAAUUUUAUUAUCUGGCAAUUCAGUUAUUGUGAUAGCUGAUGCAAAUUCUUGCAGUUUAGCACCAUAUUGUGAUCUCUUUUCAACAUGUAGAAUACCGCGAGGCGUUAUAAAUUUACUAUCAAAUGAAGAUAUUAGAAAUUUAGAAUUAAGUUUAUGUGCAACAGAUUAUGCAAAUUAUGAAAAAAAAAAUCACUUCAUUGAACAAUGAAAUAACGUAUGUAAACCUUACCAUACCCAAACCAAUUAUACUCUCCCUCAAAUAAAUUUGAUUAAUAUAGAAUCAUUAAUAUGUCAGCUAAUGUGUAACAAAGAUAGAACUAUAUAAAACAGUAAAAACACCUUGAUGUAUUUUUUUUAAUAUUACAUUAAUUCGCAAUUUUAGAUGGACAAUUGGUCUCUAUCAUAUAUUCAUUAAUCAAUUCUCUCAAAAGCCUACAUUUGAAUAAUUAUAACAUGACAUACAUUGUAAAUUAAAACAUUUUAUGAAAGAUUUGAAAUAAAUUUCUGUAUUUUUACUCAUAUGUACAUACAAUUAUAAAAUUCAAAUUACAAUUUUAUCGUGCGAAUAUUUGAUUAGCAAAUCAAUUAAUUUAGCAAAUCAUUAAUAUUUCAAAUUUCAUAUAACACGAUAUAUUUUACACGUAACUAUAUCAGUAAUUUAAAAAAUAAAGGAAAAGGGAAAGAAAAAAUAUGUUUACAUCGUAAAUUCUUUCUGAAAGUUUUUCAAGCGGUAUAUAUAUAAUAAGAUAUAUGGUAUAUCUUAUUGAUAUUGUAUCUUGUUAUAGAUCAAUUUAUACUAUUUUUAGUCAAUGAAAAAAAAA